Raphanus sativus (radish) is the source of this 1665-nucleotide messenger RNA. RefSeq names its product patatin-like protein 1. Gene Ontology annotation, molecular function: glycerophospholipase activity; monoacylglycerol lipase activity. The record is from RefSeq and is a predicted model, not a curated record. The transcript has 7 exons. Bases 234 to 1457 code for a protein of 407 amino acids. Gene Ontology annotation, biological process: lipid metabolic process. NCBI's taxonomy places the organism in Eukaryota, Viridiplantae, Streptophyta, Magnoliopsida, Brassicales, Brassicaceae.
AGAAAAUUAUAUAAACUACAAUCAUGAAUUGCACGAAAUGUUUGAAGAACUGCACGAAAUGUAUGAAGAAAAAGUCUCACCAAAUUAAUUUUGUAUCUUUGAGAAUAUUCUACACGUAAAUUUGUGUAUUUAUACCUAUACGAGAAAACAGAUAGUUGCAACAAUCUCAUACCAAAAGAAAAACAAUUUCCGAAUUAUUAUCUUCUACCUUAAAAAGAAAUCUAUCAGCUAUCAUGGAAGAUGGCUCGUCCUGUAAGAGAAACAAACCACCGUCAUGGGGAACACUCGUAACAAUCCUCAGCCUCGACGGCGGCGGGGUCAGAGGAAUUAUCGCGGGGGUCAUCCUUGCUUAUCUAGAAAAACAACUUCAGGUUAUAUCAUAUAUGCGAUUAGUAAAACAAAUUUUCGACGUGGUAUCAGGGACUAGUACCGGUGGUCUCAUAACUGCCAUGUUAACUGUACCAGGCGAGAAUGGACGGCCUCAAUUAGCAGCGAAAGACAUUGUUCCUUUUUACCUUGAACAUUGUCCCAAAAUAUUUCCACAGCCCAAAGGCUUCUCUUCUCUGUUACCUAAGCUUCCAAAGCUUUUGUCUGGUCCAAAGUACAGCGGAAAGUAUCUGCGUAAGCUACUAACUAAGCUUCUUGGAGAGACAAAACUUCACCAGACAGUCACAAACGUUGUCAUACCUACCUUCGACAUGAAGAAACUCCAACCCACCAUCUUCUCCUCUUACCAGGCAUUGGUUGACCCUACCUUGGAUGUCAAGAUAUCAGACAUAUGCAUUGGCACAUCAGCUGCUCCUACUUUCUUUCCUCCUCAUUACUUUUCUAAUGAAUAUAGUCAAGGCAAGACGUCUGAGUUUCACCUCGUUGAUGGGGCGGUCACGGCUAAUAACCCGACUUUGGUGGCCAUGACUGCUGUGACUAAGCAGAUUCUGAAGCAAAAUCCUGAUAUGGGUAAGCUCGAGCCUUUAGGUUACGAUAAGUUCCUAGUUAUAUCGAUAGGGACAGGGACUUCAAAAAAGGAGGAGAAGUAUAGCGCAAAAAAGGCUGCGAAAUGGGGAAUCAUAUCUUGGUUAUAUAACGAUGGAUCUACUCCGAUAUUAGACAUGAUCUCGGAUUCAGGGCGUGACAUGAUCCAUUUCCAUAGCUCGGUUUUGUUCAAAGCCCUACAAUCAGAGGAUAAGUACCUCAGAAUCGACGAUGAUACACUGGAAGGAGAUGUAAGUUCGAUGGAUCUAGCAACAAAAUCUAACUUGGAGAAUCUUGUGAAGAUUGGAGAGAAGGUGCUGAAAAAAAGAGUCAUGCAUAUGAAUAUCGACACUGGUGUCUAUGAACCUAUUACUGAAAAUAUCACCAAUGAGGAAGAACUCAAAAGAUAUGCAAAAAUUCUAUCUGAUGAAAGAAGAUUAAGGAGAAUGAGAAGCAACACAAUGGUUCAAGAUCCAUCAAACUGAUCUUAAAGAAAAUAAUAUGGGAAGACAGGGAUAUAUGAAUAUGAUCUUUGUGUGUGUUACUCGGCCAUCUUUGUGUGUGUUUACUCGGCCAUCUUUUGUGUGUGUUUACUUGGCCAUCUUUUUGUGUUUUUUUACUCGGCCAUCUUUGUGUGUUUUUACUUGGCCAUCUUUUUCUGUGUUUUUAUUCGGCCAUCUUUGUGUGUGUUUA